This is a messenger RNA of Caenorhabditis briggsae, 465 nucleotides long. The coding region runs from base 1 to 465 and encodes 154 amino acids. The transcript is spliced from 3 exons. NCBI's taxonomy places the organism in Eukaryota, Metazoa, Nematoda, Chromadorea, Rhabditida, Rhabditidae. The record is from RefSeq and is a predicted model, not a curated record.
AUGCAGAACGAGAGUUCAGAAGAGGCUCCGCCCCUUCUUCCUCCAAAAGUGCCACCCAGAACACAUCCGAUUCACGUACGAAAUCUAUUGAAACUACAGUAUAUCGAGCAGUCACUAUCACCAAAUAUGGAACCACAUGCUGAUGACGUUGCAUCGUGUCAUAGUAGAAAAGCGUCUUCUGUUGGAUUCGUUGAGAUUGACGAUUUGAUGAAAUUCCAGGAAGAAUACAAAACCCGCUCCUCCACUGGAUUCUAUUCCUCACUUCGCAAUAUUUUUUCUACUGGAAACACAGCAUCUGCCACCACGUCUUCUUCCAUCCCAGAAUCCCAUAUCAAUCCCAUGUUUCCUGUCCACAAAUGCUCAUUUUCAAGAAGUUUCACAGUUCUACCGUAUCCUCCAAAGAAGAAGCGAAAAAGUCAUUUGAGAAGAGUUUUCUCCUGUUUCUCCAUAUUCAAGCAUCAUUAG